AUGAAGAAUUUAACUAUUUCUAUAUCCCUGUCUUCAUUAAGCAGAUCUCCAUUGCUUACAGGAACAUCGUCAUUGUCGGGAAAUUCAUUUAAAUUAACUAAUUCCUAUUUUUCUCGGCAUUUUUCACCAAUUUUUUAUACAAAUUCGAAUAGAAUCCAAUUUCAAUCAUAUAAAUCGCAAUUUAAGAACAUCCUAAGUGCUCCAUUAUCAUUUUCAACGCAUCAACAAACGUGGAAUUUAAUUUAUGAUUUUAAAACUUCACGUAACUCUUUUAUUUUCAUUGCUUACACUCAAUUUAUACAUUGUGAAAAUAGUAGUGACUUGUAUUCCCAGUAUGGUGGCGGAAUUUACGUUAAUUAUGGUCUUGAUAUCGAAACAAAGGUAAAAUUUUUAUAUGUUGGCUUUUACAACUGUACAUCAAAGAAUGCAGGCGCAUUCUAUAUUUACGCCAAGCAUUUUGAAUCAAAAUACAUUUGUUGUUCAAAUUGUCGCGCAGAUACAAUACAAGUUGGAGCCUUAAUCACACAAACAUCUCAAAUCGCCGAAUCUACAUUAAUCCAAAACGGUCUCGUUGAAAAUCAUUUUAAUGACGUUGAAUCUCAAGUACCAAUGAAGUUUUCAUUUGGAAAAAUUUCUAGUAUUAAUACAAAUUAUACUAAUAAUCGUCCGCAGUAUGCAGCUUUCUUUUCAGUUUCGUAUACAAAAGAAUUUUUAUCAAAAUUCGAAUUCUUCUAUAAAGGAAUUGCUAAAUAUGCUUUCCAAGUUAGCAGAGAUAUAUCUAUCAAACUUGAUACUUGCAUUUACAUUGAAAAUAAUGUUAAAAAAGUUUUUAACAUUAUUCACUAUAAAUAUAUGACAAUUAGCGCGAAUAACACGAUAUCAACACAUACAGAGUCUGGUACAAUUAUUCUUAUUAACUCUUGCAAAUUUGAUAUUCCAGAAAAAGAAAUUAAAUAUAACAAGAAUAUUAUCUUUAAAUUUGUCGAUUGCGAUUAUUCCAAUCAUGUAUUCAAUCAAGAAAAUAACCAGAUAGAAUGUAAUAUCCUUGAUCGCUUCGCUGAAUACGAUAAUAUCGAAGAUAUUAUUGGACCUGCUUCUUGGCUGCCAUUUGUAGGAAUCUUAGGCAUUAUUAUUGCUUUGAAGAUAAUGUAUAAUGCAUGUGUAUCGAAUUACCAAACUACUGUUAAUUUUUCUGUUGUAUAA
Molecule: messenger RNA, 1203 nt
Organism: Trichomonas vaginalis G3
Lineage: Eukaryota; Parabasalia; Trichomonadida; Trichomonadidae
Exons: 1
Coding region: 1-1203 (400 amino acids)
Source: RefSeq, a predicted model, not a curated record